Messenger RNA from Botrytis byssoidea, 1746 nucleotides. RefSeq lists its product as uncharacterized. The record is from RefSeq and is a predicted model, not a curated record. Lineage: Eukaryota; Fungi; Ascomycota; Leotiomycetes; Helotiales; Sclerotiniaceae. The transcript is spliced from 4 exons. Bases 1 to 1746 code for a protein of 581 amino acids.
AUGGAAAAGAUUCUUGUAAUUUUACAAGAGGGCAAUUCCCCACUUGAAUGGGUCCCGCUUCAUGCAUCCGAUAUGGCUAAGUAUAUUGGCGUCCUGAAUCAUUGGCUCAACAAGAAUGAUGAUGGCUCCUACAGCUUUACAAGCUCAGAAGCUAUGCGGGAUAUUCAUAAGGAAUUGUCGGAUCGCCCUCAUUUCCUUGACGAGCAUUUCAAAAAGGAAAAGCAAAUCUAUGUUAAAUACGGAGUUUUACGACCACCAGAAAAGAUUCUUAUGUCUCGUGAGCCGAGAUUAUCAGGGCUUAUCAAAACUCCAUCCAAGUCAACUGAGCUACGUAAAUAUAUCGAGAAAAACUGGAAGUUCACCCCAACCAUGAUGGACUCCGAUUGGUAUGAUGAUAUGCAAAGAAGGAACCGGUCCGAAGAGUUUGAUUGGGGCAAUGACCCUUUCGAGGCUGUCCUCCAGUUCGAGGCUUUUCACAAGAGGAGAAAACCUUCAAGCCUAUUCGAUCAUGUGGCUCCGUUCUUCCAAGACGCAGCAGAUGCACUCAAGAAGUUGAAGGGAAGAUUCCAUGUUGAAGUUCUCUGCGGGGACAUUAUCGACAUAUCCGAAUGGUUCCGAUUUGGCACUUCGCCCACCAGAUUUCCACGAUCAAAGGAGUUUCCCACAGAGUUUGAUGGUAUUCACCUGAGUAACAUUCCUGAUUAUAUUGGUGGUAAUUUAUCUACCUUUCUAUACAUUGCUCCGCUUUUGAAGAAAGAGGCAACCAGUUUUGUGCGAUCCAAUUGUUUGCGUAAUCCAGGAAACUGGAAAUCAAUAGAGGCAUUUUUUGCACAUUAUCAAUGCAUCACAAACAAGACUAUGCUAAAACAACUCACUGGUGUGGAAGUCAUGCCUCGACCUUUCAAGUGGGCAAUGUUUCCUUUAAUUGAAUACACCUUCUGCAGCCACGCUCAACCAAUAUCAGAAGACGACUGGUCGGCUUUACUUGCAUUGCCUUACAACGUCAACAUCUUCAAUCUUAACACAGUCAUCUUCUCGCCUCUCAAUCUCACCAUCCUCUUUCGUUUAAUGGAUCAACUUCACUCGCGUCAUUAUCCAUCUCAUUGGAUGUCAGAAAUACUUUCGAACAUCAUCGAAAAUGAAGUUGUCAGUAGCUGUCGUCCUCCAAGAAUGACGCCAACAUCUGUUUCGGCAUUGGAAAAGCAGCACAAGACCAGAAACCUCUGCACCGCUCCGUUCUCACACGAAAUGGCAACUCUCACACAAAUGUUUAUGCCGCUACUCCCUUUUAGUCUGGAAUCAUCGGCUAUCCCGGCACAGAAUGAUAUCUAUAGAUAUACCUUUCCAUUUCCUAGCGUAAUCAGUCAUCAAGAGUUGCCAAACACCCUCAUACUCGUAUUCUGGAGUCUCAAAUAUUUCAUGGACUUAGGCGAGAUGGGUAGCCGGUCGUUCAUCAAUGAUCUGCGUCCUUUAUUGGAUCCUACGUGGGGAGAUGAAAUGGAUAGCCGGUUCAGGGGCUCAAAAUCCGAUACUUUUAGAGAGAAAGGAUUGAUUGUAUGGAGUACUCUGGAGUGGGAUGUUGAAGCACAAGAAGCAACUGCUUGGAUGCCUUGUACGCUGGUCAAUAGAAUGAUUAGGCAGGGAGAUUGGAAUUGUGGCUUGUUCAGAACUGACACAUGGCAAAGAUGUUGGCAAAAGCCGCUGAUGAUGAAGGAUGUACGGAGAGACGAGGUUUGGGAAGAAUGA